Messenger RNA from Lotus japonicus, 1759 nucleotides. Its product is annotated as VAN3-binding protein-like. The record is from RefSeq and is a predicted model, not a curated record. The transcript has 7 exons. Lineage: Eukaryota; Viridiplantae; Streptophyta; Magnoliopsida; Fabales; Fabaceae. Gene Ontology annotation, biological process: auxin-activated signaling pathway; leaf vascular tissue pattern formation; phloem or xylem histogenesis. Bases 93 to 1571 code for a protein of 492 amino acids.
UCAACACUUUAUAUAGACCUUCACUUUGCCAUGCUGCCACUCUAAGCAAUAAACAUUCAACUUUCAAGGCCAUACUUCAUUUCAUCACUGACAUGGAUCCAAAGCUCACAAUCAACUGUCACCGAAAUGAGUUCCUUCCAACUAGUGCAGGCACUCAAUUGCCAGAAAGCCCCAGAAUACCAAUGGAGUUUCUGUCAAGGUCAUGGAGUGCCUCUGCUCUUGAGGUCUCUAAAGCCCUGACACCACCUCAACCACACACACCACCUUCUUGCAUAGCUUCCAAGCCUUCUAAUGCUUCCUCUUGUCUCACUAAUUCUAUUCCUGAAGAAACUACUUACCAUUCAGAGGAGUCCUCAACAAUGUGUGGGAAUCAGUUCUCUUUUGCUUCCUCUGCUACUUCACAGUUUGUCCUUGAGCGCAUCAUGUCACAGUCCACAAGAGAGGAAGUGUCUCCAUUAACAUCAGGUAGACUGUCCCACAGCAGUGAACCUGUGAACGGUGGUGGUGGUUCUUUAACCGGAACAGAUAGUCCUCCAAUUUCUCCAUCUGAGGAGUACGACGAUGUUGUUAAGUUUUUCCGAGCAAACAAUUCUAUUCACCCCUUAUUCAAUGGUGGACGAGCUAUGAUUAUGAGUACUGCUACUACUGGUAAUGCCACUCCUUGCUCUGGACCUAAAACAGUUGGAAGAUGGUUGAAAGAGAGAAGAGAAAAGAAGAAGGAAGAAAACAGGAGCCACAAUGCUCAGCUGCACGCAGCUAUUUCUGUGGCUGCUGUGGCGGCUGCGGUUGCCGCCAUCACGGCUGCAACAGCAGCCUCAUCUAGCAAAGAUGAGAAGAUGGCUAAUACAGACAUGGCUGUGGCUUCUGCAGCUACUUUGGUUGCUGCUCAGUGUGUAGAAGCUGCUGAAGCAAUGGGAGCUGAAAGAGACCACCUUGCUUCUGUGAUUAGCUCUGCUGUGAAUGUUAGAUCUCAUGAUGAUAUCACAACUCUAACUGCUGCUGCUGCCACAGCUCUAAGAGGGGCAGCAACUUUGAAAGCAAGAGCAUUGAAGGAGAUGAGGAAUAUUACUGCAGUGACACCACUAGAGAGAAGCAUAGGGAUUGGAGUGUGUGGUAAAGCAAAAAACAGUAACUCUAGCACCAGUGAUAGUGGAGAGAUUAUCAAUGGAGAAAAUUUUCUAGGUGCCUGCAACCUUGAGCUUCUUGCCAGGGGAAGUGAAUUACUCAAACGGACCCGUAAAGGUGAUCUUCACUGGAAAGUGGUUUCUGUUUAUAUACAUCGAUCAGGCCAGGUGAUGCUGAAAACGAAAAGCAAGCAUGUUGCAGGAACCAUUACUAAAAAGAAAAAGGAUGUUGUGUUAGAUGUGAGCACAAAUUUACCAGCAUGGCCAGGAAGGCAUCUUUUUGAUGAUGGUGAAAAAAGAAGGUAUUUCGGAUUGAAGACAGAGUCAUGGGGGGUUGUGGAGUUUGAAUGUAGAAAUCAAAGAGAAUAUGAUAUCUGGACUCAAGGUGUUUCAAGACUUCUUUCCAUUGUUGCCCAGAGACAGAAGCAAAACAGAAAAAAGAUUUGAGCUUCCAACAAGAGUCUCUUAGCUACUGCUGACAGCUGAGCUUAGUUCAAACUAUAUGUACUUAGUUGUAUUUUGCAUCUGUUAACAGGAACUGAUUCUUUUUCCGGGAGACACUCAAUUUCAUCCUUUAUGUUUUUACAUGUAUCAAAUUAGUCUCAUAAAUUAAUCACAUAUUUAAACUCUUAACA